Molecule: messenger RNA, 2264 nt
Organism: Gossypium arboreum
Lineage: Eukaryota; Viridiplantae; Streptophyta; Magnoliopsida; Malvales; Malvaceae
Exons: 1
Coding region: 61-2193 (710 amino acids)
Source: RefSeq, a predicted model, not a curated record
CAACCCAUUUCGUUGUUAUUUAACACACAAACUAGCAACCAAACAAACAAAAACACAAAGAUGAGCCUUCAACACUUUAGCCAUCAACAUCCACUGGUGUUCAUUGAAAGCCAUGGCCACGAAAUUGAAAAGGUGAACUGCUCAGGAUGUGGGGAGUCAGUGUCAGGUUCCAGCUUUGGUUGUGUGGAGUGUGGGUUUUAUCUACACAAGCAGUGUGCUGAGGCACCUGCUGAGAUGAAUCACCCUUUCCAUCCCAACCACAACCUUAAUCUUCUUACAAGGAAUCCAUACAAGACCAGUACAGGCACCUGCGAUUUCUGCAGAAAACCCUGUGAGAAUUUUGUUUAUCAUUGUUCUUGCAAUUUAGACUUUCAUAUCAAAUGUGCAUUAUUUUCUCAUAGCAUUGCUGAGAAAAGAAAUGCAGAGUUUCAAGACAUUCCCCGUAUAGAUCCAUCGAUCAAUACAGAAAAUGUUACUGAAGAACUCAAAAAAGCUGAAUGUUUUGCUUGUUGGAAGCCACUAUUAGAUUCUGUAUACCUUUCUCCUAAUUGUGGCUUUUACCUGCAUGCAAAAUGUGUUGAUCUACCAGCAGAAAUCAAUCACCUCUUCCACCAAGAACAUCCUCUCUUUUUACAAUUUAACAGUCAAAGACUCUCUUGCAAGAUUUGUAAAAAACCCCAACGUCCGGGAUUUGUUUAUUGUUGCUCACCUUGCAAAUUUGUCCUUCAUAUCCAAUGUGCCACAGUACCUACCAAAAUCAAUCAGCCUUUCCAUCGCGAACAUCCUGUUCUUCUUCAAAAUGUCAAUGAAUGUCUUCCUUGCCAACUAUGCCAAGAAACCACCAACCUUAAUGAUGUCGUGUAUUUUUGUUCAAUUUGCAAGUUUAUCCUCCAUAGUAGGUGUGUGUCAUCACCACCGAUUAUAGAAGAUAAACUUCAUCAUGAACAUCCAUUUACCCUAUUUUCAAGACAAGUCUCAUUUUGUGAUGCUUGUGGCACUUUAGGGAAUUAUGUUCCUUAUAUUUGUUCCACAUGCGGUAUUUUUGUCCAUAAAAAAUGCAUUUCAAUGCCACGCGUCAUCAAAUUCUUUCGGCACCGGCACCGCAUUUUCCACACAUAUUUCAUUGAACAACGUGAACUUGAAUUUUGGAAAUGUAGAGUUUGCUUGGAGAGGGUGAACACAAAGCAUGGGAGUUACUUCUGUUCUAAAUGCAAUUACAUAGUCCAUGUAAAGUGUGCAACAGAAAACAGUCGUUGGUAUUAUGAGGUUGACUCCACAGAAACAGAAGCGACGGACUCAGAUGAACUUGCCGAUUUGAGAGAAGUUGUGGCAGACACUUGGAUUAAACAUUCAUGGCAUCACCAUAACUUAACACUGAGUGGAGAUAUCAAGAAUUUUAAACAAUGCGACGGUUGCCUUCUACCCAUCGAUACUUCUUAUUAUUGUUGUUCACAAUGUGAUUUCUUCCUCCACAAAGCUUGUGCUGAAUUACCUGUGAAGAAGCAUAUUUGGUUUCACUUUUGCCAAAGGCUUCAUAAACUUACUUCUGGUCGCAUUUUUGAAUGUGGUGUUUGCAACUAUUUAACAAAUGGCUUUGCCUAUUCCUGUGAUGAAUGCAGAAUAAGUUAUUGUUUGCGAUGUUCUUCGGUUUCUGAUUUGGCUAGAUAUCAAGGACAUGAACAUCUUCUCCACCCCUUUCUUUUCAACUAUGAAAAGUUGUGUAAUGCUUGUGGUGAGUUUGUUGGGUUUGCAUAUGCCGCAAUGAGAUGCAAGCCUUGCAAUUUUAAUUUGCACCGAACCUGUCUUACAUUGCCUAUUACAGCUCAACAUAGUUUUGAUGUACAUCCUUUCACACUCACUUAUCACGUUGAUGAUGAAAAUUAUUCAGAAAGUCAUUAUUGUGAUAUUUGUGAAAGAGAAAGGAACCCCAAACAUUGGUUUUAUUAUUGUUCAGCUUGUAACACUUCAGCUCAUCCUAAAUGUGUUCUUCAAGAAUAUCCAUUCAUCAAGCCUGGAAGCAUCUACACAAAAGAAGAUCAUCCACAUCCUCUCACUUUUGUCAAAAAGGUUGAGUUUUAUCCAGAAUGUCAUAGAUGUGGUAAACACUGCCUUGAUCUGUCCCUUCAAUGUAAGACAGUUGGAUGUAGCUAUAUUAUUCAUUGGGAGUGUAGAAAAAACAUAUCAUAUAUGUGAUAAGCACUGCCUUGAUCUUUUCAAUACAAGGCGAAAUGUUUGAAUUUAAUUUAUGAUAUUUCUUUCACAUA